Mesorhabditis spiculigera is the source of this 1281-nucleotide messenger RNA. NCBI's taxonomy places the organism in Eukaryota, Metazoa, Nematoda, Chromadorea, Rhabditida, Rhabditidae. The record is from the annotation of a GenBank genome assembly.
AUGCGCUGCUUGGCCACAAUUCUUGCUUUGGUUGCGGCCGUUGGCGCUACAAGCGUUUGCUUGCCUCAAAAUUGCUCCCCAAAGAAUUUGGUGGCCGACUUUGUGUUCAUGGUUGAUGCAUCGGAAGCGCUGUCAAAGGAUGAAUUCGAGGCUGUCAAGGAGCUUUUGAUGAAUAUGUCUUCAUCUCUUACCAUCGGCCCAACUGCUUCUCAGGUUGCCAUCUACACCUACGCAACCCAAAUCCGUUCCGCUGGUCUGCUGAACGAUCUGAACAAACUUGAUGCUCUUCAACAGGCCAUUGGCAAUAUGCGAUAUGAAGGCACUGAGGACCGGCAGCUUUAUUUGGCUAUCCAACAGGAGGAAAUUGAUGUCACUGCCGCCAAUGGAUUCCGUGCUGCCGCCAAGAAGGUGCUGGUUGUCAUUGAGGGAGAUGAAUUCACCGGACAAUCACCAUUCAACCGCCAACUUGAUACCGUUCGCGCCAAGUACGACAUGAUCCUUGUUGUUGGUGUCGGCGAGCAGGCCAUCCGCAACAACUACGAGCAGACCAAGAAGCUGGCUGGUGACAACACCGACGUUUUCUGGUCGUUCAACACCGACCACUUGGCGUACGUUCAACUGUGGAUCCAGAACAACGCUUGCCCCAACUCGCAUGUCGCACCAACCACCCCGAUGCCCACCACCGUCCCGACCCCAGCCCCUGGUGUUCCUUGCAAGGUCGAAACAUUGAACUACGAUGUCUACCUCGUUGUCGACAGCUCCCUUGCCGUUACCGCUGAUGACUUCGCUGCCAUGAAAAAGACCAUCUCUCAAUUCAUCUCCGUCUACCCAGUCGGUGACAAGAACGUUAACUUCGGUCUGCUAACCGUGUCGAUGGAUACCGAGCUGUACUACACUGGCUUCCACAAUACCCAGGAUCGGUCCCUGCUCCUCUCUGCCAUCAGCUACUUGAACCAAGAUGGAAGCAACGGACAGGCGCUUCUUCUGACCCUCCGCGCCAUCACGAAGAGCUACCUCGUCAACAACUACUCCACCCCCAACAAAUUGGUCGUCUACUUCUCUGGCAACACCAACUUCGAUCAAGACCCGACGGCGCAGGCUGCUUCGAUUGCUUCGCAGUACGGUGUUCAGUUCUUGGCUGUUAAGUGGAACGCUGGUGCUGACAAAACAAAACUCUCGGCGGUGACGGGCGGUGAUAAAUGUGUGUACGAUGCGACGGCAAACCGUGAUGGCACCGCCACCUGGCUUCAGACCCAGCUUUGCCAGAAGACCGGCUGCCGU